AUGGGGAAGGACCAAGAUCAGAACAAAAUGCGUGUCUCACGCAAAACUGAAGAGUGCAAUCAAUCAGCCAAAAGACCCUCUGCUCGUGAGGAAGACAGACGAGCACGGAAGGCCAUUCACAGGAGCAAACCUGACUCCUAUAAAACCUCCUCGAAAGAUGACUCAUCUUCAAACUCAAAAGAUGAAAAAUCUGAUUCUGCCUCAAAUAAUUCAUCUGUUUCAGAGGCACCUGAGCUUCUCUCUAAAUCUGAUGAAGAGAAUAUUAUAAUGGUUGUUAAUGUGAAACCAUUAUUUGAUCCAGACCAUAUUAAGUACCAAGCAGCUAGAAAUUAG
Molecule: messenger RNA, 333 nt
Organism: Pelobates cultripes (western spadefoot toad)
Lineage: Eukaryota; Metazoa; Chordata; Amphibia; Anura; Pelobatidae
Source: the annotation of a GenBank genome assembly